CGCCCGCGCGUGGGCCCCGCCCCCUUAUGUCGGGUAUAAAGCCCCUCCCGCUCACAGUUUCUCCAGUCCUCGAAGGCUCCGAAGUCUGUCACCAUGUCGUGCGAGUCGUCUAUGGUUCUCGGGUACUGGGAUAUUCGUGGGCUGGCGCACGCCAUCCGCCUGCUCCUGGAGUUCACGGAUACCUCCUAUGAGGAGAAACGGUACACGUGCGGGGAAGCUCCUGACUAUGAUCGAAGCCAAUGGCUGGAUGUGAAAUUCAAACUAGACCUGGACUUUCCUAAUCUGCCCUACCUCCUGGAUGGGAAGAACAAGAUCACCCAGAGCAAUGCCAUCUUGCGCUACAUCGCUCGCAAGCACAACAUGUGUGGUGAGACUGAAGAAGAAAAGAUUCGAGUGGACAUCAUAGAGAACCAAGUAAUGGAUUUCCGCACACAACUGAUAAGGCUCUGUUACAGCUCCGACCACGAAAAACUGAAGCCUCAGUACUUGGAAGAGCUACCUGGACAACUGAAACAAUUCUCCAUGUUUCUGGGGAAAUUCUCAUGGUUUGCCGGGGAAAAGCUCACCUUUGUGGAUUUUCUCACCUAUGAUAUCUUGGAUCAGAACCGUAUAUUUGACCCCAAGUGCCUGGAUGAGUUCCCAAACCUGAAGGCUUUCAUGUGCCGUUUUGAGGCUUUGGAGAAAAUCGCUGCCUACAUACAGUCUGAUCAGUUCUUCAAGAUGCCCAUCAACAACAAGAUGGCCCAGUGGGGCAACAAGCCUGUAUGCUGAGCAGGAGGCAGACUUGCAGAGCUUGUUUUGUUUCAUCCUGUCCCUAAGGGGUCAGCACUCUUUCUUUGCUCUUUUCAAUAAAUAGCACUUACGUUA
Molecule: messenger RNA, 867 nt
Organism: Pongo pygmaeus (Bornean orangutan)
Lineage: Eukaryota; Metazoa; Chordata; Mammalia; Primates; Hominidae
Gene: GSTM3
Product: glutathione S-transferase mu 3
Exons: 8
Coding region: 94-771 (225 amino acids)
Biological process (GO): glutathione metabolic process
Molecular function (GO): glutathione transferase activity
Source: RefSeq, a predicted model, not a curated record